AUGGAUCCGUGCAAAGUUUUGCAGCCACACGGCGUUCUAAUAUGUAAAUCUUGCCGGUACGCUUGUCUUAUACAAGAAGUCACUAACCACCUACGUACGAAGCAUCGGCACCUCAGCGCCCAACAGAGAGCAACUAUCCAAAAGGCUGUCGGACGACUCCCCAGCUUAUUCCACAACCAGGACUCACUCAACUUCUUUACUUUACCGGCAUGUCCCGUUCCAGCCAUUCUAGACCUGGCGGGACCUCACUUUGACGGGCUGAAGUGCGAUCGGUGCCAGUAUAUUGCGCGGCAAGACCGUCUUACACAAGAGCAUUGUCGGAUAGCACACGACUGGGUUAAUCCCCGUAAGCCAGGCCGCACCACGAGGGAGAUACCAGCAUUCAGCAAUCCGUGGCGCUCUGGCGUGCCGUGCCAGCGCUUCUUCAGUUCCCGGCGGGCCAGCGGCUGGUUUGAAGUCAUCAUUCCAGACGCAUCUCUCCCCGGCAGCCCCGGCACCUGA
Molecule: messenger RNA, 501 nt
Organism: Lasiosphaeria miniovina
Lineage: Eukaryota; Fungi; Ascomycota; Sordariomycetes; Sordariales; Lasiosphaeriaceae
Exons: 1
Coding region: 1-501 (166 amino acids)
Source: RefSeq, a predicted model, not a curated record